This is a messenger RNA of Thamnophis elegans (Western terrestrial garter snake), 2193 nucleotides long. It is a transcript of the gene REEP1, whose product is annotated as receptor accessory protein 1. The record is from RefSeq and is a predicted model, not a curated record. The transcript has 9 exons. Gene Ontology annotation, molecular function: microtubule binding. Gene Ontology annotation, biological process: endoplasmic reticulum tubular network organization. Gene Ontology annotation, cellular component: endoplasmic reticulum tubular network; endoplasmic reticulum membrane; cytoplasmic microtubule. Bases 43 to 909 code for a protein of 288 amino acids. NCBI's taxonomy places the organism in Eukaryota, Metazoa, Chordata, Lepidosauria, Squamata, Natricidae.
AAUCCUAUCAUCGUCUUGCUGUCACCGGAGUCCGGCAGCGCCAUGGUUUCUUGGAUCAUCUCUAGGCUAGUGGUGCUAAUAUUUGGCACUCUUUAUCCUGCCUAUUACUCUUACAAAGCGGUAAAAUCAAAGGAUAUUAAAGAAUAUGUGAAAUGGAUGAUGUACUGGAUCAUAUUUGCACUCUUCACAACAGCAGAGACAUUCACAGACAUUUUUCUUUGCUGGUUCCCAUUUUAUUAUGAACUCAAAAUAGCCUUUGUAGCUUGGUUAUUGUCUCCCUACACAAAGGGCUCCAGUCUUCUAUAUAGGAAAUUUGUACACCCAACUUUAUCUUCAAAAGAAAAGGAAAUAGAUGAUUGCUUAGUCCAAGCAAAAGAUCGCAGCUAUGAUGCCCUGGUGCAUUUUGGGAAACGGGGGCUAAAUGUUGCAGCCACAGCUGCUGUAAUGGCAGCUUCCAAGGGUCAAGGAGCGCUGUCAGAGAGGCUCCGGAGUUUUAGCAUGCAAGAUCUUACCACAAUUAGAGGAGAGACCAGCAGCACUGCAAUUCCACUGUCUCAUGCCCCAUCAGUUUCUGCACGGGCAAGUAGCAAGCAGAGUCAGUCGAAAACUUCCAAAAUUGCAUCAGACGGUAUUGGACGUUCAGAAUAUACAUGUUGUUCAGUUUGUCAAAUUGUGCAAGUGGUUCAACUAGAUGGUGAGGCAAAGAAUGAAAAGCCACUUGAAGCAAACUCUAAACCAACUGACAUUGUGUUGUCAGAGAAUGAAGAGAAUGGCUCAUUGGAUAGCACACCCAAGCCUAAAAGUUCCCCCCCAAAGGACCCAAUCAUUGAGGCACCGCCUAGGAGCCUUAGACCUCGUUUCAGGAAAAAAUGUACCUCAUCUUCUACCACUGAAACCACGAGUGUGUGAUGAACCAUCCAGCACCAAGAUCCACAGAAUGCCUCUCUUCUGCCUUAAAAGAUCUACAUUAUUGUAUGUGAGGGGGGAGGGGACAGUGGUGAGAGGGAUGUUUGUGAUAUUGUAGCAUUUUAGAAAUGAACUUUCUUGCUCUCCUUUUCCUAUGCUGCCACUUGUGUUGCGUUACACUGUAGUUUUAACUGCAGAAGCAAUGUUUCUUGCUCCCCCCUUCGAUUUCUUUGCAGAGUAGUGUCCCCUCUCCCCAGUUACCGUGAUGGGGUUCAGUAUUUGUAACCAUUAAAUUACAUGAUAUUAGCUCUGUUAAUAAACUUAGAAAAUGAAUUUUUAUCUGUUUCAAAAUCAUAUUUAUUUUGGGGCUUAAUAAUAAUUAUAAUGUGGACCAAUAGGGGCCACAGAUUUUUCAGACUGUGAAUGAUGUAUUAAGAUUGUUUUGACUGUACAAUACAAGUAGUGAAAAUGUAAAAACAAAUCUAAAUGUUACUAUUUCUUCUGUGCAUUCAUUUAUGGGGCUAGUUACUGUUUAUUCUGUCACUAAAUCUGUAUAAAAACAGACCCACAGGAGUCUUAGAAAAUGUAGAAAUGAGAAACAUAUUUAUAGGACUAUACCACUGAUGAAUCUUUGAUUUGAUGCCAAAACCUUCUAAAGACUGAUGUCGUUACUAUGAAAUCAGGUAGACAUUGCAUUCACACUAAUAGAGCUGGAAUUGUGCUAUUAAGAAAUGCAUUGUAUAAAAACACAUUGGUACAGUUAGAUAAUAUUGUACUACAGUAUUAUCUAACAUGUUGACCAUUUUAAUGGGCAAUUGUGUGACAUGUCUGAGGCAUGUUUACAGUUGCAGUAAUGAAUGCUAAGGUGCAAAUCAUAAUUAUGAUUUUAGUCCUGUCAUUCUCCCAGCUCACACAUUAGCAUUUAAUUUAGAGAAGUUCAGAGAUUUCAGCAGUAAUAUAGCUUCUGGUAUAGAUUACAACAGUCUGUAGUUAGAUGGUAUGUUUGUAAUUAUAGAAAAGUUUGAAACAAGGAAAGCAUACUAGGAUUGAUGUAUUUUAGCUUUGGAUUGAUGUCUCCUAUAUGUGUAAAGCAUGAAAUCUUGAAGAUGAUACUAUAAACAUUUGUGUUUGCCUUCGUAGCUAUCAUUAAAAACAAAAGUACUGUAGAACAUAAAAACAUGUUGACACUGAAGAUAAAUAGAUUGUGUAUGACAGCACUAAUCUAAUCUUUCAGGCGAGAUUCUGAAAUGACUGUAUUUUAUUCUCCAUAGUCAACCUUACUGUAUA